AUGGCGCAAGCUACGUUUAACCGAGACGGUGAAAAGAUGGAAACAUUUAGGUUGGUGAGUGGGCAUCUCUUCCCUGCCUUCGGACUCGACACUUGGAAAUCUCAAUCUUCUCGACAUUCUGUUCAAACUGCUCUUCUUCAGGCUGGUUGCAGGCAUGUUGAAACCGCGGCCCAAUAUGGAGUUCAAAUAGAGAUUCAUUGGCCGUUUAGGUUGAGAGAGGGGGCGAGCAAACCGCCCCGAGGGGACGAUGUAUUGGAGUUGUGGCGGGAAAUGGUGGUGGAGGGUUUUGUGAGGGAUAUUGGAGUUUGCAAUUUCACCCUUGAGAAAUUGGAUAAGCUAUUGAGUUUUGCUAAGAUCAAGCCUUCAGUUUGUGAGAUGGAGAUGCAACCGGGUUGGCGCAACGACAAGAUGCUGGAGGCUUGUAAGAAAAACAGCAUCCAUGUCACGGCAUACUCGCCUAUGGAGGCUGAGCACGAUCCGGUGGUGGAUAGACUAGCGAAGAAGCUAAACAAGAGCCCGGAGCAGGUGCUUGCGAAAUGGGCUAUUCAAAGAGGGACUAGCACUAUUAUUCCAAAAUCCGAUACAAUUCAUGAGAAUCUCCAUGUUUUUCAAUGGGAGAUACCAUCUGAAGACUUCCAAUCUCUUUCUACCAUUCAUCAUCAGAAACGAGUGUUGGAUGGUGAAGACCUCUUCGUCAACAAGACCGAAGGGCCCCUUAGGAGCAUUGCCGAUGUAUGGGACCACGAGGAUCGAAUAUGUAAUGCAUGCCUACAAUAUUUUCUAUUUUACAUUUAUAAUACAUUGAUGAUGAUUAAUUAG
This is a messenger RNA of Salvia splendens (bonfire salvia), 819 nucleotides long. RefSeq names its product aldose reductase. Bases 1 to 819 code for a protein of 272 amino acids. Gene Ontology annotation, molecular function: oxidoreductase activity. NCBI's taxonomy places the organism in Eukaryota, Viridiplantae, Streptophyta, Magnoliopsida, Lamiales, Lamiaceae. The record is from RefSeq and is a predicted model, not a curated record. The transcript has 6 exons.